UUGUGCAGAUGUUCUGAUAGGGGAUCAAAUUAGGGUUUACCGAAAAACACACUGAGUGAUAAAACAUCUGAGAUUGACGGAAUCGGAUAAAGUUCCCGCCAAUCUAUUUCUUCCGCCUCCGCCCUCCAGAGUUACUGUCGCCAGUGCCGGUACUCCACCGGUGUCACUGGCUCACUGUCGCCGCCGGCGCUGCCCCCCAUUCAGCGUUUCUCCCGCGUGGCUCCGUCACUGUUAAUUCUCCUUGCAUUGCCGUCUGAAUCUUCCUUCUUCUUCCGCAUCACUGGCUGUGUGGUUCUGCCGCUGCAUUCCUUCCGUGUCUGGUUCUACCUUAUUCUUCAGCGUUUGUCACUGCCUCACUGGUUAUCUGGUACUCUGUUUCUGCGUUCCUCUUCAGCUCCUGGUUCUGCCUUCUUUUUCUGCGAUCCGUCCCUGCUCUUCAGUCUUCAGCAGUUCAGCCUUCGUCCUGCAGUCCUGCUGCCACUGGGCCUAGGUGCCGCUGCUGUGUUCUGCCUCCUGGAGUUCAGCAGUUCAGCCCAGUGAAGCAAUAAAGCAAUACUGAAACUGAAAGUCUGAAAUACUGAAAGUCUGCCUCCUUGGACUCUUGGGAUACAUAUAUGAAGGUGUUGGCAUGAAACAUUGUAUAGGAUUGGAGGAAUAAUUAAUAAUCAGAAAAAUGACUAGGUUGUCUUUCAGGCCCCGGCCACUUGACAUCCACAAGAAGCUCCCCAUUGUUAAGUCUGUUAAGGACUUCGAAGAUGACGAGGCACCUACUUCUACUCGUAAUUCGCAGUUGCUGCGAAUUGCUACUGAGGUUGAGCAUGAGGUACAUCCUGUUCCCAGCAGGAGAGUGGCCUCUGAAAUCCCUACUCCUCAGUUUGUUGUUGUGGAUACAUAUGAAAGGGACUAUUCUUGCACUUUUGCUCAACCAAAUUCUUACUUGCGGGCAAGAGGAGCUCGGGCUGAGAUUGGAGAGUUUGUUGAGUAUGACUUGGACAAUGAAGAUGAGGACUGGCUUUUUGAGUUUAACAAGGAAAAGAAGAUUCUGAUGCCUGAAAUGUUUGAGGCUCUUAUUUUCAAGCUGGAGGUAUUGGAUCAUAAGGCUCGUGAAAGGGCUGGAGUUAUAACACCUACUCUUGGUUCACCAAUUCCGGUGCUACUACGGCUUGAUGGUGCUAUUGAGGCCCUACAAGCUCAGUCAAAAUAUACAGUUAUUGAAUCAGUAUAUGAUUACUGGAAAGAGAAGCGAGAAAGGUGGCAAAAGCCAAUUUUGCGACGUUUGCAGCCCCCUCCACCUUCUAAUGACACCAACCCAUAUAAUGUCUUCCGUCCUAGGGAAAAAGCCCACAGGCUUCACACAAGAAGGAUGCAACGAAGAGAAAACAAUGUCCAGUCAUUUGAGAAGCUUCGCCAGGUUAGACGGAACCUUGAACAAGCUAAGAGCUUGGUGCAGGCUGUGAUCAAGAGGGAGGAGAAAAAGAGAGAAGUAAUGGAUAAUGAAGUUAUGCUGCAGAGGAUACAAAUGAAGUAUAAGCAUGAAACCGAAUUUUUGGAAGACAGCUUAGCACUCUCGAGACUCGCUCCCUACUCUUCGAAGUUUGUUUCAAGUGAGGAGGAGUUCUUUGAGUCAGAUAUGAUGACUAGCCAUCCUCAUUCAAGGCCUUCAGUAGUACAGAUUCAUCCUUCAUAUGAUGCCAACCCAGCCAUGCUUCCUGCAGCUUUUUCAAAGCAAGAGUUUAGGAGGCAACAUGUUCCACAAGGCUGGCCUCAAAAGUUGGAUCCUCUUGAGCCAGUUUUGUUGUUCACAAAACCUUUACUUCCAGACAAGUUGGCUAUGGCAGGCAUUGUGCCACCAUCAGAUACUUUAAGAGAUAAUAAUGGUGUGCCAACAAGAGCAUAUAAAUUCCAUGGAAGAAUUGGCAGAGGAGGCCGUAUAAUAUUUGACAGAUGGAAUCCACUUAUGCAGACCCCAAUUGACUGUGGAAAUUCUUAUUAUAUGCCACCAAAACCAAGACCUUCAUUCAACAUGUAAUUAAAGCUGUGUUUGUCACACUAUUGUAGCUAAAUUUGAUUUAAUGUGCUGCCAGAUAGGAAUUCAGUUGAUAUUUGAUAAAAUCAUUAGGAGGGUACAGGGUAGCAAGGAUAAUUGUAGGUGUGAAACAUGGUUGGUUUGGUUCAACAAGAAUUUUAAUUGGGUAGGAAGUUAUGCAUUCUGUAUAAUAUGUUACAAAUGUAUUUUUCUCUGUCCUUCCAGAGCUCAUGAAUAUUUCCACUUUCUUGGAAAAAAAAUGUAAUAUAUUGUCUGUUUAACUGA
Molecule: messenger RNA, 2311 nt
Organism: Arachis stenosperma
Lineage: Eukaryota; Viridiplantae; Streptophyta; Magnoliopsida; Fabales; Fabaceae
Exons: 14
Coding region: 674-2029 (451 amino acids)
Biological process (GO): regulation of transcription by RNA polymerase II
Cellular component (GO): piccolo histone acetyltransferase complex
Source: RefSeq, a predicted model, not a curated record